GAGGUGUUUUCCGCUGAUGUGUGCACCAGUGAUGAAUAUGAAGCACGUAUAUUUAAAGAGGUGAUCGUCAGAGUUGGGGGACGAGGCUCUCGGUACCUGCUGCAACUGGAAACACCGUCCCUGAAUAAAAACAGUCCCUUCAGAUAAAGAAAUCAUCAUGGAAUCAGCCAUCACCACCAUCGUCAGCCAGUUCAAGACCUACGCUGGCAGCGACGGAUCCUCCAGCACGCUGAGCAAAGAGGAAUUCAGAAACCUGGUGGCCUCUCAGCUCCCCAACUCUGUCAAGAACGCCAGCGACCCUGGAGUGAUCGACCAGCUCAUGGGGUCCAUAGAUGAAAACAACGAUGGGGAGCUGACUUUCUCCGAGUUCUGGCAGCUGAUUGGCAAACUGGCGAGCAAACAGGGAGGCUUCAGCCAGUAGUGAUUUGCCAUCUUCUGUCAUUUUUCAGCUAAAUGUGCAAUGCCACUUCAGUGGCACCAGUUCAGUUCAUUUCCGCUGUCCGGUUGUAAACCGAAGGGCAUUUUAAUUGUUUUAUCAUCCACCAGUGCCACAUUCGUAAAUGGUUAGUUAACCAUUUGUUUGAUGCCUGGUACUUUGAAUUAAAGGCUUCAUUGUCUUGAA
Messenger RNA from Cololabis saira (Pacific saury), 622 nucleotides. RefSeq names its product S100 calcium binding protein A11 (gene s100a11). Gene Ontology annotation, molecular function: calcium ion binding; transition metal ion binding. Bases 158 to 421 code for a protein of 87 amino acids. NCBI's taxonomy places the organism in Eukaryota, Metazoa, Chordata, Actinopteri, Beloniformes, Belonidae. Gene Ontology annotation, cellular component: perinuclear region of cytoplasm. The record is from RefSeq and is a predicted model, not a curated record. The transcript has 3 exons.